AUGGCCGUGCUGGUCGCGAGGCUGGAGCGCGAGCUGCAGUGGGUACAGCCAGACUGCCAGAGCACCUGUGGGCACAUCAUGGUGUGCUUUCGGCUUCGUCGAGCGCUCUCCUAUGGCCACGUCAUGGAAGACGUCUACGAGCCGGUCCUUGGCCACCGCCGGAGGGAGCCGGAACGAGUGGAGCAAGGAGUCGUACUGCGUGUUUGGGCUGGGCUCAGGUGCCGACGCAGCCACGGUGGUCAGCUCGUACAAAAUGGAAGAGGGAGGAAGGAGGAAGACCGAGGGCAGUUUGGUCCAAAAAUUCAGAUAAAUGAAUCGAAAGGACGGGCCUUUGCGAAGGGAGGACCCUGCAGCGCCGCAGCACUCCGUGUCGGCCGCGUUGCGAAGGGCAACGACCUCUCCGUGCGCGACGCGGGCGCGUCGCAGAGGCAUCUCUCCGUCGAGUUCCUCCCGCCGCCUGCGGCCCGGUGGGCCGUCACCGACCUAGGCUCCUCCAAUGGCACCCUUUUCAAUGGUACGCCUCUCGUGCCCACCGUCCCCGCGCCGCUCUCCGAUGGGGACCUCAUCAAGAUCGGGGAGAGCACCGUGAUCGCUGUCUCCAUAUCGAUCGAUGCGGGCCCAGGACCGGGCCCCGCCGCGACUAGGCGUUUCGCGCGCAACGCAACGGCCGUGGCAGCGGCGGCGGAGGAGGAGGAACAGGGCCCUGCGGUUUCGCGCAGGGCCAGACGGAGGAAGGCCGGUGCGGCGGAAGCCCCCGAAGCUGGGAAUGAAGUGGAGGAGGAAGCUGCACUGCCGACUCGCCGAGGCGGGCGGAAGAAGGCCGUUGAGCCCGCUGGGGUGGAGAUGGAAGAGCAAAAGGAAGAGGAAGAGGAGGCGGCAAUACCGCGCCGUGGCAGGUCAAGGAAGGCUGCAGCGGCGGUCGUCCUUCCGCCACACCCGCAAAAUACGAGGUCAGCGAGAGCUAUUGCAAGGAGAGGUGAGGCGGUGCGGUGCCAAAUCGAUGAGGAGAAAGUGGUGAGGACUGGAAGGGGGCAAGGACGGGCUACACGGGCAAGUGCAAGGAAUGGCACGAGUCUUACUCCCGAGGAGGAGGAAGAGGAGGGUGAGGUUGCUGUGGCCAGAGAUCGGGAAGGGACAGCUGCCGAGGGCAGAGGUGAUGAAGAGGAGAAUAUGGAAAGGGAUAUGGCUGAUGGCAGAGAGCGAGGGGGGAGCCCAUUGAGGGUGUUAGCCAUGAAUGAUGGUUCUGAAGAGGACAAGGUGGCAACUGAGGACGACAAGUUGGAUGGAACCUCAAAGGCAUCCAUGGAGGAUGAGAAGAUGGUUGAUGUGGAGGAGGAUGCGACAUUUACAGAGAGGGCAAUAGAGGGGAGGGUCGAUGCUCAGCAUGCUCCUGCUGACAAUGGUGGUGUGGAAGAAGAGGAGGUGAAGAAUUUGAGCAAGGGAGGGGAAACUGAAGUUGAUCAGGAAUUGAGGGAAAAAGUGUCACCAGAGUCAAAGCUGGAUGGUGUUGGAGAAGUUGAAGAGAAUGACAAGAGGGAAGCUAUUGGUGCCAGUGGAGAGAAGGGCCAUGUGGGGGAGCGCACAGGAAGACGCAGCUUGGAGAAUAUGACAUUGGGGGAGUGGUUUGUUCAGAUCGAGAAAUACCUUCUAGCAAAGAACAAAGAGGCUGCUGAAAAGGCGAUAGCUGAAGUGCAAGAGAAACAUCAGCGGUUUUGUGAGCAUGUUAAAACACUCAAAAAGAGUCCUGCUCCUUGA
Messenger RNA from Miscanthus lutarioriparius, 1755 nucleotides. The record is from the annotation of a GenBank genome assembly. NCBI's taxonomy places the organism in Eukaryota, Viridiplantae, Streptophyta, Magnoliopsida, Poales, Poaceae.